CCGCCGGGAUGUCCCCUCUCUUACGCGCAGAUGCUAGAUAAGAAGAAGGGGUGAGGAGCGGGCUAGAAGCGCCCGAACCCUGGGGGAACAGACUCUUCCGAGGGCUGCGGACUGAGCAAGGGUGGAGCUAGGCGUCGUGCGGUGCGGUGUGGUGCGGUGCGCCCGCUCUUUCCUCUUCUAGGUCCGAGCUACCUGAACGCGUCUCCGCUGCGUCCCUCAGACCGGCGGCGCUCAGCCCGGUGCCCCCGGCCCCUGCCAGCCCGCCUCCCGGGCACCUUCGGGCACCAUGGUUCAUUUCUUGUCGUCCGAGGUCCGCCAGCUGCUGCACAACAAGUUUGUGGUGGUCCUGGGGGACUCCAUCCAGAGGGCGGUCUACAAGGACCUGGUCCUGCUGUUGCAGAAGGACUCCCUGCUUACCGAAGCCCAGCUCAAGGCUAAGGGGGAGCUGAGCUUCGAGCAGGACCGCCUGGUGGCCGGGGGACAGCUGGGGGAGCUUCACAAUGGGACCCAUUAUCGAGAGGUCCGCCAGUUCCUGUCCAGUUCAGGUCACCACCUCUUGCGAUUCUAUUUCCUCACCCGAGUCUACUCGACUUAUGUGGAGUCUGUCCUGGCCGAGUUACAGCACGGGCCACCUCCUGACCUGGUCAUCAUCAACUCCUGUCUCUGGGACCUGUCCAGGUAUGGUGGUGACGCCAUCAGAAGUUACCAGGAAAACUUGGAAUGCUUAUUUGAAAGGAUGGAAGAGGUCCUGCCCGCCUCCUGCCUCCUGGUAUGGACUCUGGCAAUGCCACUGGGCGAGCGCCUCACGGGAGGCUUUCUGCUGCCCGAGCUACAGCCCAUGACGGGCUCCCUCCGUGCGGACGUGCUGGAGGCAAACUUCUACUGUUCCAUGUUGGCUGAUGGGCACCGAUUCGAUGUGCUCGACCUGCAUUUCCACUUCCGGCAUGCGGUUCGGCACCGGCGUUUGGACGGCAUACACUGGGACCAGCAUGCCCAUCGCCACGUCUCCCAGCUGCUGCUGGCCCAUGUGGCUGAGGCCUGGGGGGUGGAGGCUCCCCGCAGGAGCACCCCACUUGGGGAGUGGAAUGAGGAGCGAUUAUCCCUAGAACGCAGGUCCAAGGGGCCUAUGAAGAAUUGGAGGCAUCCCGCCCAUCUCUCUGAGGGGACUUUGCCACACUGGAGACAUGUAGCCCAGGCAGCUGAAGAGCCCCCUUCUUGGAAUUGUUCUUCGCUGGCGUCCCUGGAGUGGUCCUUCUUGGAACAGCCAGUGAUGGGGAAUGAGGAGCCUGCAUCCUGGAGAUGUUCAUCUCAGAGGACUAAGAGGUCUCUUUCCUUUGAGCCAGUAGCCCAAGACAUUGAUGGUCCUUUGUCCUGGCUGAAUAGGCAGCUCCAGCCCCAGCUCCUGCCUUUGCCCCCACCCCCGCCUCCCCCCUUACCCUUGGCCCCGCCUCCCCCCCUUCCCCCACCGCCACCCCCAACCCUGCCCUUCCACCUUCAAUUACCCCUACCCUUCCCUUCAUCCCAAGUCCUCCCUCAAGACAGCUGCUUCUUCUCGGAUAAUCCCGUCCUGCCUGGCUACUUCCCCCUGAACUAUACAGCCUUCGGUGAUCCCUUGCCUCCUCCUGCUAUGCUGGACUCCACGUCGGCUCCCUGGCCUCCUGCCCCAGCUCUUCCUCACUACGGACAGAGCCGCCACAAUCUGGUAAUGCGCCGUCCCCAGCGCCACGUGUCCAACGGCCCCUACAGCCGCUCCAGGGAGGGAGGAUUCAGUCGGCAGUGGCCCCGGCCUGGCCAGACACAUUGAGCGGCCUCCUCCCUGCCCAGGGAAGUGUGACCGGACACACUGGCUGGGCCGCGGGCACACUGCCCUUCCUUGGACGUGGCCAGAUGGACUGGUCCUCAUGAAUCUGUCUCCUGUUUUUUCCAAUAAAGAUGUGACAUUCUUCUGGGGCAGAAGAACCUGUUUCUGGCAUUCGGCCCUCAUCCCCUUCCCACAGCCUCCAUCAUUCCAUGUUUCUCAUACCUCAGACCAAAUAAUUUCUAGCUAGAGGCAGUGGGGCCCAGUGGUAGGCUUCGGUCAGCUUUGUGACUCUGGCUGAGUCCUCUAACCCUAGUUUCCUCAACUGUAAAAUGGGUUUAAAAGUGUACCUCAAAGGGUUCACAAAGCUCUUAGCACUGUGCCUGGAAAGCAGUAGGUGCUCCAUAAAUGGUUUUUUCCUUCCCCCUGUCUGUCCGAGGAACUGGCAUGGGUCUAAGCCACAGACUGACCUCUGCCGGGCAUGGGGCUGGGCAGUGACCUUUCCUGGCCACAGCUGGAAAGACUGACGCUAAUGGGUUUGGGCACAGCUGGAUGGAUGGCCAGGUGCUCUGGAGGACUGUUUACACCAACUUCUAGAGGAGUGCGCUUGUGAACAAAAUCACAGUGCUUUGAAAUAUUCCAGUGCAACCCAUUUUAAUUAAGUUCCUAAUACAGUUCAAGUGCCUUCAUCAUGGUUUGGGGAACACAUCCAUAAAAUGGUGAAGCAGGGAAGCCCAGACCCUCCCACUCGAGAUAAUAGCCCUUUUCUCUAAUACACUGGCCCCAUCAUAAUUGUGUAAGAGAAAUUCCCCCAAUGGAUUUCUGAUUUUCACAAACCCAACACAGGGUGCAGGUACAUCUCUUUAGCAUCUUGUCAAAUCAAACCGAAGUGACCUGGGCUACUUUCCAAUAAAUGGUUGAAAAGACAGCCACCCCUCUGCUUAGCCCCCUGGACAGUCUGGCCCUCCCCUCUUCCUCUCCCAGCUGGCUCGAGUUUUGACUGCCUGCAGUUUGUCUGUGUUUAUCAAACAAAUUCUGGUUAUUGGCCAAGGCCUUGUAGAUGUAAAAUGAGAUCUGGGCAUGGCGGUUUGGGGGACCCCGCUUCUGACCACCCAGUUCCCCCCUAGGCUGCAGACCAGCAAGUCACAGUUCAGCGAGACUCCUGGGCUUCAGUUUUUCUUCAUGGGGGGAAAUGACAACCAGAGGGCCUUUGUGGGGCCAAGAACUAAGACUACCUUUUACAAUUUUACACCAAUAAAACCUCACAUGUAAAAGUCUUUUAUAGAUGGUUGUGGAAAAACAGGCCUUAGUUUGCUGCCCCUCUGAAAUGGGAAAUUUGUGCCUCUGCUCUGUGUGAUUCUGAGGCCUUCCUCCUCCCUCCCCCAAGUCCACAUUCUUUUCCAUCUCCUUAUCUGCCCCAGGGGCAGUCUUGGGAGGAGCAGACCUUUGAGUUUCCUGAUAGGAACAAUCAGAAGAUACCCCCAAGACUCAGAUAUGCCACCCCAGCCUGGGGAGGGAGUUUGGUUCCCUGCCCCCUAGGCCACUCCUUGGAAUGUUUGGUCUGGGCCAAGUCUUUUCCCCUGGUUGUUCAGUUUUCCACUGCUGGGUUCUAGUUCCAGCCCUGCUUCCUUCUCCCCCGGAUCUUUUCUGGGUGGGCCUCCUCCACAAAAAGAGAUAAAGGACAAAGCAUUUGCCAAGUGCCUACUGAAGUCCUGGGCACCCAAGCCACAAAGAAAAGUCUGGCAAUUCCUGGAGCUCCCUGGCUCAUUGGGGUGCAGUACCUGGAUUCUGAUCUGGGAAAUGACCGGGAUGGAGGAGUGAGCCCUGGGGUUUCACACCCUUUGAAGAAGCAAAAGAUAGGAAGCUAAUUAAGUGAGCUUGAAGUGAGGUAAACUAAGUCAUUGAUCCAUUGGUUAUGCUAUUAAUCAGAAACCUGCUUCCUCUUGUAGAAAGCAAACACCAGGAAUGUGCUUUCUCAUGGGAAAGUCAGUCGGCCCUGGGACCAGUGUCCAAAACAACAUAUGGUCAGUGUACAUGAGGAAAUGACCCCUCACUAACAAGGAAGAAUUAAAUCCAGUGUAAGUUAAGGUAUACAGUAUGAAACAUCUUAUACUCAAAUGAUAACGGCCCAUCUGGCUUCUGUAAAAUAAGGCUUGCUUGGCCAGGUCAUUUUGCCCCAGUCGUUAGGCCCAUAUCUCAUUAAUGGCAUUGUUUAAAGCAAAAUCAUCCGUGAUAUUGUUUAAGCUUACAUUGUAUCUUGCACGUAUGUAACCCUAUAAAAACUGCCUGUAACUUCAGUUUGGUCCUGGCCAGUAGCUUCAUCUAUUAAUCAAUAGAUUAAUAAAUAAAUAUUGGUUCUGUUUAAUUGAA
Monodelphis domestica (gray short-tailed opossum) is the source of this 4168-nucleotide messenger RNA. NCBI's taxonomy places the organism in Eukaryota, Metazoa, Chordata, Mammalia, Didelphimorphia, Didelphidae. The record is from RefSeq and is a predicted model, not a curated record.